Bombus terrestris (buff-tailed bumblebee) is the source of this 1075-nucleotide messenger RNA. RefSeq lists its product as uncharacterized. Lineage: Eukaryota; Metazoa; Arthropoda; Insecta; Hymenoptera; Apidae. The record is from RefSeq and is a predicted model, not a curated record. The transcript is spliced from 3 exons. Bases 99 to 818 code for a protein of 239 amino acids.
CAAAUUGGUUAUAUUCGCGAAGAAAUUGUUAGCACAGCAAUCGCAAAUGUGUUUGAAAAAUAUUAUUUCAAAAAGAAACUGUUCCAAUUCAAUAGUGAAUGUGCCCGUGUGGUUUGGCUACGGUUGUUCAAUAUCCUUAUUGGAGACAGGAUACAACUGGAAAGGCGAUACAUUUGAUUGUCGAUGUCGAACCGCAACCUUCGUCUGUCGACUCCUGGAUAUUUGGGAAGGUAUCGCAAAUUUCUAUCCAAAAAUCAACACCUACACUAACAUUUAUUCCCCCAUUACCAUCGAUAAUUGCUACGAAGCCAUUAAAUAGAAUCACGCAAAAACAACAAACAAAAUUAAGAUAUAUUAACAAAGAAAAAUUAAAACAAAAGAAUAAAGAGGGAACGAUGAUAUCUUCUGAAAUAAAAAAAUCAUGUAAAGUAUUUAAUGAAAGGAAAAAAUCAAAUAGUUAUUCGAAAAACGACAGCUAUUUACCUAUGCCUGAACAACAUACCAUAGAUUCAACAGAAAGAAUAUAUGAUCGACCAAAUAAUUUCAAAGAAAAGAAUAAGACUGACUUAUUGGUAAAGAUUUCAAAGCAAAAUGGCAACAAUAAGGAUGAUAGUAAACAGGAAAACAUAACAAAUAUUCAGCAAUUGUCGAAAAAUUUAAAACAAAAUAAAAUGAAACUCUUGCCAUGGAAAAAGGAAACAGCAGCGAAGAUACCACUCCAACGAUCAUUGGAGAGGAUAGAGAUCUUGUGUACAAUUUUACCAGAUCACAGCGACUAUCCUGAAUCGAACACUUUAAAUGUGAAACGAAUGAAAUAAAUAUGGGUAAAUAAAACAAAUAUUUUUUAUAAUCUUUGUUUAUUGUUAAGAUCACAAAUUAGAAUCAACAUCACAUAUAGGCGGUAUUGAGCUGAAGAAAAACUAGAUGUUUUAUAUAUCUACAACAAUUUAAUCGAUAAAAGGAUCUAUGUAUAUGUUCGAUGUAAUGGAAAUUUUACAAAUGAAAGUUGUAUGUGGAGUAAAUUUUAUUAAGAAGAAAAAGAAUAUAUGAAUGAACUUAAAUGAAUAUGAACUAA